This is a messenger RNA of Dovyalis caffra, 162 nucleotides long. Lineage: Eukaryota; Viridiplantae; Streptophyta; Magnoliopsida; Malpighiales; Salicaceae. The record is from the annotation of a GenBank genome assembly.
AUGCCACCCAAAGUCAUGCCACAGAAAAGAAUCGAAGGAGCUAUGACUCCGGUGUUAACAACCGAUGGGGAAGAGCAAACGAAAGCCAUCAAGGAAGUGCUUGAGAAAAUAAAGACGCUUGAUGAGAGCAUGAAGGAUUUCUCUGGAUGGCGAUAUUCCUAA